AUGUGGCGGCAAUUCCAGCGGCGGGCGGCGUCGACGUUCUCGAUCCAAUCGCAUCUGCAGACUGGACUUCUGGGCACCCAUGCCGACUUCUCUCACAAGAACGCGCUCUUCCGGCGAUCCCACCAACCCAAUGUCGACUACCAAACCAGUGCCGUGAUGAGUCUGGGUCUGCCCAAAGCGUCGGUACUUCCCACGGCAGAGUCCAUCGCCCACGAGUUUGGUCUCAAGCAUGCUGCGUCGGUCGCAUCCGCAUCCGCUACCAAGCCAGGCUUCAUCAACAUCAAGCUUCAGGAUGCGUGGAUCGCCGAGCAUGCUGUGCAUGUGGCCACCCAUGGCGUGAAGCCCCGACGCCAGGACCAUCCCCAGCACGUGCUGGUGGACUUUGCCUCGCCCAACAUGGGCAAAGAGUUGCAUGUGGGCCACUUGCGAUCCAGCGUAUUGGGCGACACGAUCAGCAACAUGCUUGAAUUUGAUGGCCAUCUGGUAUCUCGGAUCAGCCACGUCGGCGAUUUAGGCGCCGCCAUCGCCACGUUGCUAGUUCAAUCAUUAGAUGAACUAGACAACUCUGCGAAUGGACUUCCCCGCUCAUUUGACCUGUCGACGUCGGUUGAAACGUUAGGGCAAUGGUACGGGCGUGGCAAACAGCGGUUGGGGAACGGUGACGUCGAGUUUAAAACCACGGUCGACGACACUGUGCUGGGGCUGCAACGACAAGACUCGAAAUGGCACACGCCUUGGGAUUUGACGUGUGCCAUAAGUCGCUCGGCCCAUCACGCGCUAUACCAACGCCUUGGAGUACAAGUGACCGAACGUGGCGAGUCGACGUACUUGUCGCUGAUUCCCACUGUCUUGAGCAAGCUGGGGACAAUUGCGUCCGAAUCCCAAGGCGCGUUAUGCAUCUUUGUGGACGGCCAAGAUAAAUCGCCCAUGCUCGUGCGGAAACAAGAUGGCGGGUUUUUGUACGCCACGACCGACUUGACGGCGUUGUAUUCGCGGGUAUUUGGGUGGGCCAAAGACCCUGUCGCGUACGACCGACUGAUUUAUGUGACGGAUCUCAGCCAAAGUUUGCACUUUCGGCACUUGUUUGAAGCCGCGAAACUGGCAGGCUGGCUCGAUGGGCGACACGUGACGCUGCAGCACGCAGGGUUUGGCCUUGUCAUGGGCGAAGACGGCACGAAAUUGAGUUCCCGCAAAGGCGGCGCCACGACGUUGAAGAGUCUCUUGGACCACGCAGCAUUGGAAUCUCAAAAGCGGUCGGCCGUCCCAGAUGCUGACCAUCAAGCGAUUGGCGAUGCUGCGGUGCGGUACUACGACCUAGCCCAACACCGCGAGCGCAACUACAAGUUUUCGUACGCAAAUGUGCUGAAUUUGAAGGGCAACACGGCACCGUAUCUCAUGUAUGCGACAGCGCGCCUGCAGGGCAUUCUGCGCAAAACAGCAGAGGGAGGUCGCCAUGGUACUUCGAUGGGUUCGUGGGCGACUUUCUUAGCUGAGCAUCCUGACGCCAGUGGCCAACUACGCCGUGCAUCAACUGACUGGCAUCCAAAUGAGCGGGCGUUGGCACUUGUGCUUGGGCAAUUCCAAGACGCGCUGGUCGAAACCCAAGCCAACUGGCAUCCGCAUAUUCUGGCCGACUAUUUGUUUCGCGUGGUCACAUCGUUUCACUCGUUUUACGAGACGUGCCACGUCCAGCAAAACCCGGCGCGCCUGGUGCUGUGCGCCGCCACCGACGCCGUGCUUCGACGCGGGCUCCACCUGCUCGGGAUUCCAACUGUUGACCGCAUGUAAUUAGUAGUACUAGUAGUAGUAGUACUAGUUGCCGACGGUUGUUGGGUGAUCAUCCAUGUCGUACAAUAAUAAGACGAACGUUAUCAGGAGAGUUCAAUGCAG
Aphanomyces astaci is the source of this 1890-nucleotide messenger RNA. Its product is annotated as arginine-tRNA ligase. Gene Ontology annotation, molecular function: arginine-tRNA ligase activity; ATP binding. The transcript is spliced from 16 exons. Gene Ontology annotation, biological process: arginyl-tRNA aminoacylation. Lineage: Eukaryota; Oomycota; Saprolegniomycetes; Saprolegniales; Verrucalvaceae. Bases 1 to 1788 code for a protein of 595 amino acids. Gene Ontology annotation, cellular component: cytoplasm. The record is from RefSeq and is a predicted model, not a curated record.